AUGGAGCUUGUAUCACGUAAUAACCCUUGCGGAUGGUCUCUUGUUACGCUUGUUUCAAGAGGCAGCUCUAUCAUUGCAGAAAUUCAACGCCUCAGUCAAUAUAUUCCUGAGGAUUUUACUUUCCCGAAAAAUCAACUUAAUCAUCCUUACGCAAAAAUCAUUUACGACUUUUCCUAUUUUGGACACGAAACAGAAAUAGAAAAUCUUAUCGAGAGUGAUCCAGAUCUUAAUGAAUUAAAUGAAGAAUGCAGAGAAACUCAUAUCGAAAUUGUUACACGCUUUUGCCGUCUUUUUGAGUCAAUUGUUCGUUACGCUCUUGACUUCCUCCAUUACCUCGAGCAGUUAAAUCAGCACGUCUUCCUUCAAAUCACUGUAGAAUCCUUGUUAAAUGAGACACAAGGCAAACAGCUUCUCGGCGAAGCCCUCUACUACUACGGUGUCAUGCUCCUUCAGAUGGACUAUUAUAUUCCAGGUUUAGUCCGCGAAAGGCUUCUCGUCACAUUUAACAGAUGGAGAGGCUCAUCCAUGCUUCUUAACUACUCCAAAGUCUGCGAGGUCUGCAGACAAAGCGGCUACGUUGUUGGCCAGCCAUAUCCAAUGGGUUAUCCCCUCGAAUUCGUCAAUAGACUUGAAAUCCCUGUUGACUUCGUCAAUGUAUUGAUUGGAAAAUACCGUAACGACGACUGCUACCUCAUGUUGCAGAACUACCCAGAAGCUGAGCACAGAUCCGUCGCAUUAGCUCAACAAGCUUCAAUGUUGUUCAUCUUCUUAUUCUUCUCUCCAAACACUCUCAACAACGAAAACUUCAUCAUGCGCGAAAUUGUCGAUAAAUUCUUCUUCGAUAACUGGAUUAUUCCUUACUUUAUGGGAGAUGUUGUCGAUCUUUCAGUUAUCUGGAAAGACUUCAAGGCCGCAAACAUCGCCAUCCAAAACACAAUGAAACAGAACAGCAUGAGAUACGCACAGCGCUACAUGGAAUUAUACGAACCAAUUCAUACGAAGAUCAAACAAGUUCUUUCGGAUGGCUUCACCAAGACAGAACAGCUACUCGACGGCAUCAACGAUUUCUUCAAACUCGAUAGAGAUGCCAACGUUUGCAUCAGAUUUUUGUUAUUACAUACACAGGAACCCGGCAAGAAGGUCCAAUUCCCAUUCAGCAGGGACAAACUCCUCGCGUUCCUCCUUGAUCUUGGUGAAUUCGAGUUCGAAUUGAAGAAUGCCAUCGAAACAGCCCUGAAUACUAAGCCAGAAAUCUGGACCGACACGAGGAACAACGCCGUCUCCAUCCUUAAGCAGCUUGCUUUGUCCUUCUCCGGUACAUUAUCCCUUGCUUCCCUCCAAAAGGACGAAAAGCUCCAGCAGUGGUUCGAAAACAUGGCCGGUGAAGUGAACAUUCUUGAAAUUGACAACAGCGUCGGCAACGUCCAGAAAAUUUACCAAUUGACAACCGCUUUGGAGUCAAUUCUUCCUUUCCACCAGAUCAGCUCCUCCAUCUUCAUCAAGGAGUCCGUUGCAAAGGUCAUUGAAGCCCUUAAGAUCCUUGCUCGUCUUCUCAACAUUGAUGAGAAAUUUGUUCCAUUAAUUGGCACAUUAUCUGACUUUUCAUACGGUUUCUCACUUGUCAGAUCCUUUAUUCCUCUCAUGCAGAAGCGUAUCAAGAAAGAUCCUUUCUCUGUUCUCAAACUACGUGCGACAUUCCUCAAAAUGACAUCAAUUCUCGAUCUACAGCUUGUCAGAAUCAUCCAAAGCGAGUCUAAAGAUGUCGAUUCAGUUUCAGAGCAUUACUCCAACAUCAUUGUCCAGUUUGUCCGCGAUGUUCUUGAAAUUGUCCCCAUUUCCAUUUUCGGAGUUCUCGACCAGAUCAUCCAACUCCGCACAAAUGUUCUCAAGGAGUUACCGAACAGAAUAGAGAGAGCACAGUUGAAGCAGUAUGCACAGCUCGAAGAGAGAUCAAAACUCGCCCAUCUGACAAAGGAAAUUUCCAUUUUGACAAGUGGUGUUUUAGCCAUGAAGACAACAUUGAUGGGUGUCAUCACUGUUGAUCCUAAACAGAUGCUUGAAGAAGGCAUCAGGAAACAACUCGUAAAGAAGAUCAUCAAAGUUCUUUACGAACAACUUGUCCAGCCAAAUACAAAGGAACAAAUCACUGCUGAAAGAUUCAACAAGAUCAUUGAUAGAGUUGGCAGAGCAAUCGAUGGCAUAAGACACUCAUUCGAGUACAUGGGUGAUUACGUUAAUAUCGAUGGUCUCAGAAUUUGGCAUCACGAAUACAGCAGAAUUAUGUGUUAUUUGGUCGAACAAGAAUCUAACAAAUUUGUCAAGAAGAAGAUCUUGGGCUGGCAAUCCGAGUACCAGUCAAAAGUUGCUCCAAUCAAGAUCCCCAAGAUGGAAGGAAAGUACGCAACAUGCAUCGGAUCAUUGGCUUUCUCUUUGAUCGAUUUGACCAGACAAACAAACUCUGUUUACUGCGGAAUCACCGGCGGAUGGUUGAAUCCACAAACAGGAGAAGAAGUCCUCGGAACAAAGACAAUCGAUAGACUAUGCAACGCUAUAGGUAUCGAAGGAACAUCAUCAAUAGAUUUGCUCCUUUCUUUCACUCUCGCAAGACAGUUGCGUCAGUUCUUUGAAAAAUUUGAGAAAGGACAUUUCGGAAAUUACACGAACUUGUUGAACAAAUUGCUCGAUAUGUGGCCAUCUCCUCCAGAAUCAAUGGAAGUCUACAAUGACUUGCUAACAAGGAUCAAACAGGAUUCUCAUGAUUGGACAAUCCUCAUCUGUUCAAUCGGCCAAUUACAGCUUCUCAAAAUGACGAUAGACGCCCAUAUGGAACUCAAAUGCAAGUUGGAAGCGGAAUCCCUCAAUUUCAUGCUUGAAAACACGAACACAACUGUUCUCCAGGCAAUCAAGCAGUUCUACAGAGACCCAACACAUAAUCCUUACCCAUCUUCAAACUUGAUCGCAGCAAUAUCAACUUAUUUGGAGAAUUGCGGAAUGUGUCGUCCUCUCGAGAAAAUUUACACAAUGUCAAAACCGCUGCCAGAAAUUUCUUUGGUUAUUUUCUCAUUGACAUUGCUUAACUUGAAUAACCAGAAGUUGCAGGAAUACGACAGACUCCACAUGCUCCACAGGCCAAACAUCUACGCACACUUCGAAUUCAUUGUCGGAAUCAUCACGAUUUUGAGACAAUUGAACGUAAACCACCAGUACGCGUAUUUGACAUUCAUCGGCCAGUACGCAAACAUUCUUUUGGCUUCGUUGCUCAACUCUGGAAGGAUGGAAUCAACUGGAGGAGUACAGAUUCCAAGGGCUCUCAAGCACUUGAUGAUUUUCGUCAAGGACUACGAGAACUUAACAAAUACUCCAAGAAGAAUGGUUGAUACUUUCAUCCCUCCAACUAUUUUUGACUACUUGUCAAUUUAA
Messenger RNA from Trichomonas vaginalis G3, 3420 nucleotides. RefSeq names its product WASH complex subunit 5 family. The record is from RefSeq and is a predicted model, not a curated record. Gene Ontology annotation, cellular component: WASH complex; endosome. Lineage: Eukaryota; Parabasalia; Trichomonadida; Trichomonadidae. Bases 1 to 3420 code for a protein of 1139 amino acids. The transcript has a single exon. Gene Ontology annotation, biological process: actin filament polymerization; regulation of actin nucleation; endosome organization.